Molecule: messenger RNA, 730 nt
Organism: Triticum dicoccoides
Lineage: Eukaryota; Viridiplantae; Streptophyta; Magnoliopsida; Poales; Poaceae
Product: costars family protein-like
Exons: 2
Coding region: 86-358 (90 amino acids)
Biological process (GO): regulation of actin filament-based process
Source: RefSeq, a predicted model, not a curated record
GGGCUCUCCUCCAUUCACAGAAAAAAAUCCGCAUCCCGCUGCGACAAGAUCCAAGCAUCAUUCACAGAAAGAAAGAAGAGGCGCCAUGAACCUUGGGCACGUCGAGGAGGAGGUCGGGAAGCUCAGGGAGGAGAUCCAGAGGCUCGGCCAGCAGCAGCCCGACGGCUCCUACAAGGUCAAGUUUGGUGUCAUCUUCAAUGACGACAGAUGCGCAAACAUAUUUGAAGCAUUAGUUGGCACCUUACGGGCCGCCAAGAAGAGGAAAGUUGUCACCUACGAUGGUGAAAUGCUUCUGCAGGGUGUUCAUGACAAUGUGGAGAUAACCCUCUUCCCUCCCUCCACGGUUGCUGCCACUUGAAGUUUGCAACACCGGCAAGUCUCCCACAUUAUUGUGUCAAUCUGCUUGUAAUUUGUUGUGCUUAAAUUCCCAUGAACCGUUUGGUGCUCCUAGAAGAGUACUAUUGUGAGAUGUGAACUCAUGAUCUAUGCAAUUGCUUUGCUCUAUUGCUUGCAUGGUUGUUGAAACCCGGUGCUGAUGUACUGUGUUGUGAAAGAUAGAGCGACAAGCUCCAACUUUGAAGUAAAUGGCCACAGUUAUUGAGAGUGUACUUCACAUUGCUUUGUCUGACAAUGACAUGUAUAGUACUGUGCAGAUAGCUCCAACUUUGGAAUACUUUCUUUUCUUUCUUCACACCAUGUUAUAUAAAUUGUGGGAGAGCUGUACAGUGUA